Messenger RNA from Durio zibethinus, 1771 nucleotides. The record is from RefSeq and is a predicted model, not a curated record. Lineage: Eukaryota; Viridiplantae; Streptophyta; Magnoliopsida; Malvales; Malvaceae.
CGUAGGUCGGGUCUUCCCAAUCCUGAUAACAGAUUCCGAAAGAGGGGCUUGCUUCGACAUUGGAGUCGUAAGAAGAGUGGGAGAGAAAGGAAUCCAGCAAAUAAUAUAUACAUAUAUAUAUGUAUGUAUGUAUAUGAAAUUAGCAAAUCAAAAUAUUAGUAUUAGAAAAGUAAAAGCAAGCACUUGUAAAAUACAAUCGGUUGAAGUUAGGUAUAGUCUGCGGAGCAAGAAAAUGGUCGUCAACACUUGACACUCAUGCCUAAUACCCUCCAUUUAGCACCCUUUUUCUUCGACCAUCUCUUUCUUUUUCUGUAAUUAUUCCUUCUCUUCUGCAUCACUUACGUGUUUGUCUUUCGCAAUUGCUCAUUUUUGUUCCCAUUAUUAUCUUCCUGACCAUAUAUUUAUAUUUUUGGGUAGUCAAAUAUCAGUCCAAAACUCAAAACUCUCCAAGAAUUAUCAUUCUCCCACACCUUUACCAUAGAGAAGCAAAUUUUCCAUGGAUUCUCAGGUUAUGGUGGCGCUUGCUCUCUCACUUGUGGGUGGAUUCAGUACUUCUCUAGGGUUUUGCUGCUGGUCUAAUGUUGAGCAUAUCAUUCCUUGAUUUGGCUCAUAAUGCUAUGAACUCAAUUGGGUUUUUGAAGGGCAACCUCUGGUUUUUUGCUGGUGUUGUCUUCUUUGCCAUGGUUGCCAAUUUUAUACCAGAACCAACACAUUUUCAGCAUUCUGAGGUGAAAAGCAAAAAGAAAAAUGGUGAUGAAGGGGGCAAGGACAUGGUGAAAAAGCAUCGCCGCCAGGUUUUCUUUAGUGGAAUUAUUACAGCAAUAGGCAUAAGCUUGCAUAAUUUUCCUGAGGGGAUGGCAGUUUUCCUUGGAUCCAUGAAGGGUCUUCGUGUUGGUCUUAAUUUAGCUUUGGCCAUUGCUUUGCACAACAUCCCAGAGGGUGUUGCUGUUGCACUUCCCAUUUAUUUUGCUACACAAAGCAAGUGGCAGGCAUUCAAAUUGGCUACACUUUCUGGUUUUGCUGAGCCUCUUGGUGUUGUAAUUGUUGCUUAUCUAUUCCCAAGGAGCUUAAAUCCUGAAAUUCUUGAGGGCUUGUUAGGAUCAGUUGGUGGGGUGAUGGCCUUCCUAACAUUACACGAAAUGCUGCCAUUGGCAUUUGAUUAUGUGGGGCAUAAGCAAGCUGUCAAGGCUGUUUUCUUUGGAAUGGCUUUCAUGUCUGCAAGCCUAUACUUUCUUCAACUGAGCAUACCUGAGGACAUUGGCUUGUAGCUUCUUUCCAUGUACCAAUCAACAAAAUGUUGUGAAUUCCUUAACCACUGUGUCUGCAUUUCGCAUACAAUAUUGAUGGUUUUCUCUGAUAUUUUAGCCAGAUGCUCUGGGAAGAUCUUAAGCACAAGGAUGAAGGGGCCAAUAUGUAAUGUACAAAAUAUCGAUUUAUUUCUUUAACAAACUGAAGAUUGGAAAGGAAAAAAAGAAAAAGAAAAUAAAUUUUUAUGGAUCUUGUUAAAGAAAAUGUUAGGUAUGGAUCUUUAUGGCAGGUCAGGAAGUCUUGAUUGUAGCCCUCUGUUUAACCAUGGAUAACCCUGGUCGACAAUCCGAAACAAUUAAUAGACUUGUGAGUUAAGAGUUGGCUACAAUGACCUUAACUAUUUAUCAUUGUUCCCUGGAACUUCCAGUUGUUAAUGCUUGACCGCCUAUGCAAAAUAAGUCAAUUUUUAUGGAAAAUUAAAUGAAACUAUUGUAUCGCGUAAUUUCACACCAUUCAAUGAUGA